This is a messenger RNA of Malaya genurostris, 1915 nucleotides long. Its product is annotated as zinc finger protein 585B-like. The transcript has 3 exons. Gene Ontology annotation, molecular function: zinc ion binding. Lineage: Eukaryota; Metazoa; Arthropoda; Insecta; Diptera; Culicidae. The record is from RefSeq and is a predicted model, not a curated record. The coding region runs from base 157 to 1797 and encodes 546 amino acids. Gene Ontology annotation, cellular component: nucleus.
CCUCUACAUGUACAUCGUGGAAUUUGUCAGCAACAUUACUAAAAUAAAACAAAACGACGCGAUCUCGAGUAACUAAUAUAUUCGAUUUUAAAUGUAAUAUUUAUAAUAAAGAGUGAAUUUGUCUGUCUGAAUAUGUGGUAAUAGAUUAGCUAAAUCAUGGAUUUCUACGCGAGCAUAUGCCGGUUGUGUGAGGCCACUGAUAAACUGAGUGACAAAUGGUACAACCUGUUUGACACAGGGAACGAGCAAUUGCUGGUGAAGAUAGAAGCAAUUUGUCGUCUUCAAAUUUCCCAAGAGGACACGCUGCCCAAACGUAUAUGCGGCCGGUGUAACACGAACCUUGAGCAGGCAUACAACUUUAAGCUGCAGUGUGAGAUAACACAAGCUAAACUGCAGCAUGAAAUUGAGUUCCUAGAGCAGAAUAACUGGAAUACCGGCUUGACUAUGCCACCUUUUGAUUACGCUCGAUUUGUAAGAAUAAAACAAGAAGUAGCCUCCAAACAAAUCCACAACUCAGAGAACCUUUCUGAAAUAACCGUUGAUCGACCUGCGGAAUCUGUGUAUAUUAAAGCGGAACUUGAAGACCUUCGGGAAACCGAAGAUUUGCCGAUGAUACCUUCAAAUGACGACGAGAUUGAACUUUGCCCGUCAAAAGUUGAGCUGAUAGUCGAAAAUGAUAAUCAGGAUUGUGAACGUAAGGAUGCUAGCAGCUCCCUGGGUGAUUCGGAGGAAUCAGAUUCGUCGGAAAUUAUUAUCAACCGUAAACUGGAAACUGAGGAGGAAAACGUAGAGAAUUCUCGCACGAACGUAUGCGAUGUGUGUGGAGAGCAGUUUGCGAAGCCUUCGCAACUGUUUGCUCAUUCCAGAGAGGUUCAUGGGAAAAAGCGCUUCCAGUGCAAAACAUGCAUGAGAUGCUUUAACCGAAAAGGCCGGCUACAGGAUCACGAGCUGCGUCACACAGGUAUUCGUCAGUUUCAAUGUGAUCAUUGCGAUAAAACCUACAUCACUCGACAUGGGUUGAAAACACAUAUGGUAGACACUCACACUGAGAAUUUGCCGUAUGUCUGUGAUAAAUGCGGUAUAGGAUUCUCAAAGCCAACUAGGCUGCGGCAUCACUACAGUGCGCAUAUAGAGUCAAGGAAUUUUGUCUGCAACGUAUGCUCUAAAGGUUACAAAACGCAGGGUCAUCUGAAUAUGCAUAUGAAUAUUCAUUUACCGAAGGACCAGAAAAAAGUACGAAAGCGACGUAAUCGGGAGAAGGUUUGCGUUUGUCCCUUCUGUGGAAAAGUUUCUACCUCACUAGGAACUCAUACCAUGCAUAUUAGAACACAUACGGGUGACCAGCGAUACGAGUGCCACAUCUGUUCUAAGCGAUUCACUUCGUCCGGAUCACACAAAAAGCAUCUACGCGUUCAUUCAGGCGAAAAGCCGUUCGUGUGCGAGUUUUGUCAAAAAUCUUUCCGACAGAAGCAUCAUAUGACCACUCAUAUUCGAGGGGUGCACACUAACGAGAAACCGUACCAGUGCAAGUACUGCCCGAAAUCUUUUGCAACUAAAGGCAAUAUGACGUUACAUGAGCGCAGUCACGUCGCAUCGGAAGCUGAUGUGCGGGUCGUUGUGCCCACCUCGACCACCAGUAAUUCGGGAGUAGUGCGCACACAGUCAAUGGAUGACUUUCAAAAAAGUCCCACUCAUUCUUCCUCGAUGAUGACAACGUCUCCAUCGCCGAUGUUGAAUCCUGGAGUUUUGAUAAUCCCUAGUGGUGUUCAGACAGAUCUAUAUUUUCAAGACCAGUAAAAACACAGGUGUAUCUGCUACAGUCGGUUAUCACGUGUGGUGAUAACAGAACUAUUUGAUAUUGACCGGUAGUUUAAAUAAAUGAAUCAUUCGAAUAAAACACAUCCCCAUAACUUAA